Messenger RNA from Monoraphidium neglectum, 390 nucleotides. RefSeq lists its product as hypothetical. The transcript has 3 exons. Bases 1 to 390 code for a protein of 129 amino acids. The record is from RefSeq and is a predicted model, not a curated record. NCBI's taxonomy places the organism in Eukaryota, Viridiplantae, Chlorophyta, Chlorophyceae, Sphaeropleales, Selenastraceae.
AUGCCCGGCCUGUUCAGCUGGCUGACGAUCGUGAAGCAGGGCGCGGCCGGGGCGGCCAUGGCCGGGGUGAACUGCGUACUCAACCUCGGGGCCGGGUCCUUUGUCCAGGCGGGCGCGCCCGGAACGGCGGCGCUCGGGUACGGCCCAUUCUUCAGCCUGCUUGCCGGCAUCCAGAUCGCCCUCGCGGGCGCGGCCGGCGCCAUGCUUGUGUACCAGCUGCGUGCCGAGCGCGCAGCCCGCGCGGCGGAGGGGGCGGAGGGCAACGGCGGCGGCGGGGACGCCAAGAGUUCAGAGGCGGCGGCGGCGGCAGACAAGCCGGCGGCGGCGGCAGGGGCGGGCGGCGGCCGGGAGGCGGGGGCGGCCGAUGUGCAUGAGCAAAGAGACGCGUGA